GAGCGAAUGGCAGAGUUGGAUCUGGAGGGAAGCAUGGAUUGUCCUUCUGAAAUGAGUGGAGAUGACAGAUCUGAGAGGUUCAAAGAGGAAAGCUCUGGCUACGGCACACACACAUCAGCAGCACCAUCUGAAGCCCCCUCUGAACAGAGCUAUCAGGAAUCCAUCAACACUGUGAGUUCUGGAAUCGGCUCUAUGAGUUCUGGAACUCCGAGAGGUUCUAGAAAAGCUGGAGAGUUCAGAGCUGAGAAGACUGGCCCAGAGUCAGGAAACAUCGGCCGUCAUUCUGAGAUGGACAGAAAGAGACUGGAGGAAAUGGAGGAGAGAGGGAAACAACAGGGAGCAGAGGACAGACAGAUGGAGGACAGACAGAUGGAUGUCCUCGGGCAGAAAGAUGCUCAUACAUUUUCAGUCAAUGAAGAUGAAUCAGAGAACUGCGAAGCCCCUGGCCCCUCAGUAGCAGUGCUAUCACACAUGUCUAUUCCACAGAAAACAGAGAGUAUUGCUGCUUUCUGCAGAGGACACCUUGGCGGACAGCUUCCAGAAAAGAAAGGGGAAGUGGAAGAUAUGUGUAGUGCUGAAGACAGGGAAUGCAAUGGAGAUGUAGAGGUCUUCACACCAGAGAUCACUACUUCAGAGAGGACCACAUACAGGUUUAGCUGUAGCUCUGCAGGUGUGUUCCAGUGUCGUUACACAGGCCUGGUCUUCAAAACGGACACGACGGCUGAGGUGCAGUACCACACAGCAUCCUGGGACUAUGGACAGCUGGAGUGUGAAGGUUUAAUGGCAGCGGGUCCCCUGUUCAAGAUGAAAGGUCUUCAGGGGACGGUCAGCCAGCUGGGAUUUCCACACUGUGAGAUCAUUUCCAGUGAUAAGACUCAACCACUAACUAUAAUUCACAUAUGUGACAAAGAGUUUGAAAUGCUCCAGCCUCUGACAACUUCAGACACCCAUGUGUUUUUUAACGUCAAUGGAUUCUCUUUGUUUGGACUUGGCAAAAAAAGACGAAAAAAGUGUUGGAUCCAAGCUCUUGUGAUACUCUUUCUAGAUGAGUUUACACUGAAUGUUUUUCUGUUUCCAAGAAAUGUUGUUCUCUUUGAGGUGCGUGAAGAGAGGAGGAAGUUGAAGCAGACCUAUAUUGAAACCAUAUCAAACUGCAAACUAAUCCCUGAUAAGGAAUAUAGUCUCAGCUGCCCUUCAGAGAAGCACAAAGUAAUUCCAGAGAUCGGUACAUAUCAUGAAGGCUAUGAAGUCUGCUGUCCAACAUUUCAGGUGUUUUUAUCCAUCAUGGAACCCAUUGAAAUAUGUCUGCAUGAAAGUGGCCAUGGGCAUGUGUGGAAGACCUAUAUAAACCUUCCAGCUCACCAGAAGGGAGGGACUUCAGCAGGUAAGCAGUGAUUUUUACACUAAGAUGAUUUUCACACGGUUCCCUCUGUCAGAACCUGAGUACAGUUGUUCUGAAGGGUUUCCCACGUU
This is a messenger RNA of Clupea harengus (Atlantic herring), 1473 nucleotides long. RefSeq lists its product as uncharacterized. Gene Ontology annotation, biological process: regulation of apoptotic process. The record is from RefSeq and is a predicted model, not a curated record. The coding region runs from base 7 to 1395 and encodes 462 amino acids. The transcript has 11 exons. NCBI's taxonomy places the organism in Eukaryota, Metazoa, Chordata, Actinopteri, Clupeiformes, Clupeidae. Gene Ontology annotation, molecular function: GTP binding.